Pogona vitticeps (central bearded dragon) is the source of this 504-nucleotide messenger RNA. The record is from RefSeq and is a predicted model, not a curated record. Lineage: Eukaryota; Metazoa; Chordata; Lepidosauria; Squamata; Agamidae.
UGGGCAGUCUUUGCACCAACAACAAUCCCCUACAACUGCCUGGGAUCACUGGGGUCCUUCACUAAAUCUUUGGUAGAAAAUCAUAGCCUGCUUCUGAAAACUGGGUAUUUGAUUGCCUGGCUAAUUCAUAUAGGGGAAGCUUUCUAUGCUCUCAAGCUAUGCAAGUAAGUUAUUUUCAUGUCUGUCUUUUUCUGGACUCGCUUUUACAUCCCCUGCUUUCUCGCUUGCAUAAAGAGCUGAUGAAGUGAUAAACCUGUGCCUUACCUGAAAUACCAGUUAUUUCAGCGUGCAGUUUUUCUUUUGCAUCUGCUGGGAGCAGGGCAGGCAGGGAAGUGUGCUUUCAGAAAGAAUUAGAAUUUAGCCUCCUGUUUGUGAGAAUUUAGCCUGAACAAAAUCUCUGGGCCGACUGACAUCAGAGCUGUCAUUAGCCUUAUUGCUUACCAAACCAAAGCAGAUGAUAAUGUGCCAAAAACAGCAUGUAGAGAAAAUAAUGAACUGAUUAAC